Messenger RNA from Aspergillus alliaceus, 2722 nucleotides. RefSeq names its product RNA-dependent ATPase ROK1 (gene rok1). Gene Ontology annotation, cellular component: 90S preribosome. The transcript has a single exon. The coding region runs from base 525 to 2678 and encodes 717 amino acids. Gene Ontology annotation, molecular function: ATP binding; RNA helicase activity; nucleic acid binding. The record is from RefSeq and is a predicted model, not a curated record. Lineage: Eukaryota; Fungi; Ascomycota; Eurotiomycetes; Eurotiales; Aspergillaceae. Gene Ontology annotation, biological process: maturation of SSU-rRNA.
GCGCUUUUGGGGGAUCCUUUCUUCUUAUCCUUUGGAUGUUUGAUAUCCAGGGGUAUUAUGCAUGUCGAUUGUUGGUCUUCUCAAGUGUUGUUUUCCUUUUGUGUCAAAAGUGGGAAGUCGUAUAGAUGUCCGUCCAAUCUUCUACUAGACAUGCGUUAUCUGAAUUGAAUCUUGACCACCUAGACACUUUCUCCGUAGUCAACGUUCACCUUACAACGCGCACAUUCUACAUUCACUAGUAGAAGUCCUCUCAUAAAUGAUAUUUCUAGACCUGGGUCCCUUGACUUCCAUUCAAUACUAGGAGCAUUUUUUUUGUGGAGUCCGGUUUUUAAGGUACGGUACCAGAUGGAGCAGGCCAGCCUCUGAUUGGUCCGUGCGGGAAAGAAUCUCAGCUUUCCAACUUUUUUUUUUUUUUUCUUUGAUACCGAAAUCCAGCCACCAGCACAACAAGGGCCCUUUAUUAAAAUAUCCUGUAAAUCUGUCGCAGUUUUUCGCACGGGGCAUAUUAGCUCCCGAUCACCACGAUGGAUGCUUUCAGGCUAUUAACCAGGUCAACCAAGUUCAAGACCGGGUCCACGCAUUCGUCUGCGACCAGCCGACUGCCCUCUACGGGCAAGGCAGAAAAUCCGCAACUGUUUCGUAAUGAAAAGCUACUUGAGGAGCAGAAACAUGGGCAAAAGAGGAAACGGGGCGCCGUGGCGGAGGAGUCGGCUAAGUUGGAGUUGAAUUUGGAUUUCUUCUCUUCGAACAUGGGUUCGUCGAAGAAGAUGGUGAAGACGGAAGAGCCUCCGGAGAAGGUGGAAGGGGGAUCUGGCUCCGAAGACGAGGAUCAAAUGGAUGAGGCGCAGCGUCGGACGAUUUUGAAUUCUCACAAGAUCAAAGUGACGGAUAUGCGCGACCUUGAGGAGAUCCAGCCUGUGCAGGCGCAGGACGAAGAGGAACCAAAGAAGAAAAAGAAGAAGAGAAAGCACAAAGAAGAACCGAUUCAGACGCUCAGUAAGAAGGAGCAGAAGAAGGCGCGGAGAUUAUUCCCACGUCCUCUUGUUUCUUUCAAGGAGCUGCGCAAGCUAUAUAAGAUCUCGAGCCGCCUUGCGGAGAAUAUUGCCGAGCAGGGGUUUACUGUGCCUACUGAAGUGCAGCUGGGGACGUUGCCUUUGUUGCUGGGUGAUCGGACGAUUUCUCAGUCGAAGACGGAUGAGGCCGUUGAGCCGGAUCUUUUAGUUGUUGCGCCGACGGGAAGUGGGAAGACGCUUUCGUUUUUGAUUCCGGUUAUUAACAAGAUUGUGCGCCAUCACCAUGAGCAGCAGGAGGAGAAGGGCAUAUAUGGCGUUAUUGUUGCGCCCACUAAAGAGCUAGCGAGUCAGAUUGUUAAUGAGGGGAGAAAGUUGGUGGCAGGCACGGGUGUUAAGAUUACGCUGAUGAAGAAAGGCAUGCGCGUGGUGGAGCGUGAAGAUGAGGAUGAGGAUAUUUUGAACGAGAGCAAUUCCGAAUCUUCCGAGUCGGAGGACGAGAACGCUACCGCGAAGAAGACCAAGAACAAGGCCCCUGUCACCAAGAGCGACAUUCUCGUAACGACACCUCUGCAACUAGUCAAUGCACUCUCUGCGAACAAAACGAAGCCCCUGGCCACUUUGCCUUUGGUGAGGAGUAUUGUUCUAGAUGAGGCAGACGUUCUUUUGGACCCCCUCUUCCGCGAGCAAACCCUUGAUAUCUGGCGUGCUUGCACGCAUCCCGAACUUCGAGCUAGCCUUUGGUCAGCUACGAUGGGCUCAAGCAUUGAAGAUCUCGCCAAGUCGACCAUCAAAGAGCGGAAAGAUGCCUCAAGCCUCACAAAGUCUUACCCAUUAUACCGUCUUGUGGUCGGAUUGAAGGACUCUGCUAUUCCUAACAUCCAACAUAAGCUGGUCUACGCUGCAACGGAACAAGGAAAAUUACUAGGACUGAGACAGCUUCUUCAUCCCGCGGCCGCGGCCGCAUCAGAUGUUCGCCUUCGUCCCCCGUUCCUAAUCUUUACGCAAACUAUCCCUAGAGCUGUGGCACUUCAUGCAGAACUGCGCUACGAUAUUCCGCCCGAGGCUGGUGGAUCGUCGCGUAUCGCGGUUCUCCAUUCCGAUCUAUCUGACGGCCAACGAUCCGAGAUUAUGAAGAAUUUCCGCAAGGGCGAGAUUUGGAUUCUCGUUACAACAGAUCUUUUGGCUCGCGGUAUUGACUUCCGCGGAAUUAACGGUGUUGUCAACUACGAUAUUCCGAACUCGGCAGCCGUCUACGUUCACCGGGUUGGUCGUACGGGUAGAGCUGGCCGUGAAGGCGGUGUUGCGGUGACGUACUAUACAAAGGAAGAUAUCCCGUACGUCAAGAGCAUCGCCAACAUCAUCGACGUUAGCGAGAAGUUACGAGGAACGGAGGGCGAGAAAUCGGUCCAGAAAUGGCUCCUAGACUCCCUGCCCGAUCUCAGCAAGAAGGACAAACAAGAACUGAAGAAACAUGGUGUUAAAGCCCGGCAGUCGAACGUCAAGGGUGUCACCGACGACAAGAAGCGCCGGCAAGCAAAAAUCAGCACGAAGAGCGGCUUUGAGCGGCGCAUGGAGAACAAGAAGAAGGGCGCCAUCGCAGCAAGUCGUAAUCGCAAGCUCCAACCCAAGUCAGACGCGGAAUCUGAUGACGACGACAACAACUAGGGGGCAUUCAAGUCUAAGAUAAAAGCCCAUAAUCUUCUGUACAA